Molecule: messenger RNA, 1209 nt
Organism: Letharia columbiana
Lineage: Eukaryota; Fungi; Ascomycota; Lecanoromycetes; Lecanorales; Parmeliaceae
Exons: 2
Coding region: 1-1209 (402 amino acids)
Source: RefSeq, a predicted model, not a curated record
AUGGUCUCAGUUGAUACUUCUGAAAAGAGGGCUGCUCUUAAUCCAAAUCACGCCAACAUUGAACCAAACACUUCCAGCCUCGACCCAUUUUCUACCCAAGAAAUGGGCGUCCAGGAACCAGAAUCUAGCAACUCUUCGAGACCACCACCCUCUACUAGGAAUACCCCGCUUGACAACCCAUUCCGGGACCGAGAUGCGCCUGUGGGCUACUUCUACCCAAACAGCAGCGGCAUGCAGGAGGGCCUUAACCCCGCAACAGCUACUCAGAUGGACCCGGCUCCUGCUAAUCUACCACCAGUGCUCACUGCCAACGCUGAUGCCUCCGCCGCCGAGAUGACCCUUGAUGAAAGCCUUCUUCCACAUCCGUCUUUGCCUGCUCGACCAUCUGGUCUCAGCAGAGGCUUGCAGAUACCAUCACGCAUCAGCCUCAUCACAUGGGGCUUCGGUUUCCCACAGAUCUUGGCUGAGCAAGGAGUCACUAAGUCGCAAUGGAAGUUGUUCAUGCGCGAGCUGAAGGCUUUUGCAGAGCUGAGCGUGGGGCAAUGGGUGACUGUCGUAGCCUGCACCCAUGGUGUUAGCCUUCUUUUUGGAGCCAUCGUAGGUCACAUUGCUGGUCAUAAAAUGAUGAAAUCCAGACAGCAUGAGAACUUCCUCCUAGCAUAUAAAGGCGGAGCAAUGAAAGUGUUUGAGCAUCGGUGGAAUAAUGACUACUUUCAUCCACUGGGUCUACAGAUUCGGAUUGAGCCCCCGGGUAUUGGCAAGGUGGACGGCAUGGAUAUCACCUCAUCGAAGCUUUUCAGGUACCAGCAAAAGAUGGGCACCUCUUCUCCUGCACCAGGCAUGGCUUCAAAGCAAGGGGAUAAGAAGGAGUACAAGUAUCAGUCCAAGGAGGGUCGCUAUCGCAUGAAGGCCGCGCGCAAAGGCCGCAUUAUUGUUCUGCCAUUGAACAUGGUGAAGCCUGUGCCAUCACAGCCAAGAACGACAGGUUCGGAGAGUCACAAUGGUCAGACUGAAGGGUCCGCCACCAGCGCUCGGCCUUCGGUUCAAGAUUUCGCUUGCUCGAUUCAGAGACAAUCUGGCUCCGAGGGUCUAGAUCGUACUCCUACCACUGCUCAACGCCUUGCCACGUCUCAUCAGAGACAAUCAAGCUCGGACAACGCUUCGUCUCCUGCCCGAGCUCCUACAACGCACUGGGGUGGUUUUCGCUAG